AAUACAUUAAAAUGUUUGCUCCUUCUUGAUUUUUAUGAAUGAGCAGCAAGCAGAGUGUGCCACUCAGUCUCUCACACAGGUGAUUGGUACGUUUACUUGACCAUGAGAAACACGAUUACUAGCAAUUGUCGGUUUAUUCCAAUAAUACACAGUAAAAUCCAUAGUGUAAAAUAUGCAGUGUCAAAGUACAUUGACUCUUACAGAGUUAUUACUACAACAGUUGGAGUAAGAUACCGCCCAGUGUUGGUGAAAAAGUACGUUGUUAAAAGACGCAGUGUCAGACGUACUCUGGAAAGCUCCGCCCACCUACGACUCGUCUCAAACGGACCACACAUUUUCACGGCGCCAUUUUCUUCAUGUGGAAUGACUGCGGGAGCAUGCUGCUUAAAGCUAAACUUGGAGAUGUCCAAAAAUUUGUCAGAAUAACUGAGCCAAAUCUGAAAGACUUUUUGAUUGCAGCAUUUGCAAGUUUGGUGUCCCAGCUGUAACAGAAGGUGUGAAAGUUGUUGACAGUUCAGGGACUGAAUUGGAUGAUGAUGUUUUUGAGGAUAUUAUAAAGGAUCCCUCAACUGGGGUGCUAACCAUCAAAUAUGACUCAGAAUCUGUCUCCAUGGUGGCCUCUUCUGAGCAAUCCCAACCAUCAUCCCUUGAUACCUUGGACUCUGAGGAUACAGUCAUUAUUUCAGAUAGCCCCUCCAGAAAACGCCAGAGGCUGGAUACAGAAGCCAAGCAAUUGGUGGAAUCAGCUCUUACCAACAAACCCGGUGGGGAACGUAUAAUAAAUGAAUACAACCGAACCAAGUCCUUGACGGAUGAAACAAGACGCAAAAUGGUGAACAUGCUGGCAGCUGACAUGACAGAAAAGAAUGGUACAUCUCCACCCAGACAGGUGAAAGAAAUGUAUGCCAAAGGAAUAGUGACCUUAUUCCCGUACCUCAGUGACCCAUUCUCUAAGAAUGGCUAUGAGCAUUAUUAUGAUGGCGAGAGUGGAACUGGGUACUUGGCCUGGAGGAUUAAAACUAUUCAGAGAGGCACCGCCAAAGACAGGCGAUCAUCAUUCGGAGAAUCAGCCAAAGGAUCAACUGGUGAAGACAUGUCUGGAGGACCGACUGUCAGACGAGAAUCCCAGUUUGUUCCAGAGACUGCCCUGACUGAAGAUGAGUGCAACGAAGCAAUCUCACUGAUGAAACAUUCUGCUGAUGCAGACACAAUCAAGAAGAAAAUGAAACUGACGUUUGUGUAUCGCCGCAAAAUGAUCCUCGACCCCCAGCAGUCAAGCAACAUACUGUCUGAGUUUCCACGUUUUAAAGACAUCAAAAGCUUGGUAAUUAUGUUAUUUUGAAAAUACUAUGACAAGUGAAUUGUUUUGUAAGACAUUGUAGUGAUACUAGCUAGCUAAACUAGCACCCAAUACAAUUGUGUAAAACCCAAUGUAUUUUGUAAAAUCAAAAUUAUUGCUGUGAAAGAUGACUGUGUAUUGCUCUGUGGAAAACUGAUGGAAACUGUGUUUUGAUUACCAUUACUAUGCCUUUAAGGUCAGGAUGCAUCCAGACAGGGUUCAAAAGGUGAUCAACAUUAAUGAACUGUGUUACUUUAAACCUUUUGAUGUUCAAAUGAAGUAUGGAACGACAGAUUCCUCCUUGUAUGUUGUUCCCUAUUGCCAUUUUAUGGAAACCUAAGGUCAAUGUUUUAAAAAGGGAUUUGUAUUCUUAAUAUAUUUUAGCCUGACAUAGUUGAGCUGUUAAUAAAAAUUUGAAAUGCAUUAU
This is a messenger RNA of Osmerus eperlanus (European smelt), 1766 nucleotides long. RefSeq lists its product as uncharacterized. The coding region runs from base 611 to 1342 and encodes 243 amino acids. The record is from RefSeq and is a predicted model, not a curated record. The transcript has 8 exons. Lineage: Eukaryota; Metazoa; Chordata; Actinopteri; Osmeriformes; Osmeridae.